CGGAAGCAAACGAUGAGUAAGAGGUUGAGAGAUAGGUUGCGAAGCGUACGAGCUCGUCUGUACGGUCGAGCCAUGAGUAAGAAAACCCAAGCCGACUCGUCCGGGGUGAGCCACAACCAAUCCCGCCUGAUGCAAUGUGGACGCUGAUGGAUGCUGCUGUGUCGUGCUCUUUGUGGGUGCAGCCAUCGCACCCGGUCGGCCUCGAUAGCGUUUCAUUCCAGCUGACGGACCUUGGAGAAACGUUACUACAGAGCCUCUACGCGCUACGUGACAGGGUCAGUACCGCACCGAAUCUCUCAUCAUGCAUCUCGCAUUCAUCCACACCAAACGCACUUAGAAGGCAGCGCACGUGCUUCCAUUCCUUCCAUAUCUCACCAUCCUUUGCUGAUGCGGACGGGUGGUACCUACUUGCAGAUUAAGGUGGUAGCUGAGUUGAUCGGAGCGGCAGAAGGCUCGAGCUCGUCGCAGGCCGAGAACAGCGCGUCAGAGGUGAGACCACACACCAGCCAUGACACACACAAGCAGAAGCACACGCACCCAUGGAUGGAUGGUCCUCUGUUGUGGUUGCCGCUGGCUUUUUUGCCUCCUAUCAGCGUGUUGAUGCUCAGCGUGCUGUGCUGCUGAGUGUCGUCGAGAAGCUCAGGGCCAGCCACGACCCAUCCAAGAUAGCAUCGGUGGUACAGCUGGCCAACGCCAAAUGCGACCUCAUCACCGCCAUGAUAGAGCAGCCGGUACACAACACCCCUUGACUGUCGGAGCUGACAACACAACACACACAUUGACGGUUAUCCUUUGUGCGCAUGUGCGUGCAUCAGGCAUUGUUCGUAUCGCCCCUCAUGACGCUGCCCGAGGGCUUUCUGACCAGCCACAUCGGACCCCAUCUCGGCACCAAGGACAUCAUCACUCGGCUGGCCCCCACACAUCCAUACCUGCACACCACCUCCCGCAAACCCGCCAUGCACAAGACGCUCCAGCUCAAGUGCAAGGACUUCUGCAGCAAGGUCAAGGUGACCAAAAAGCAGGUGUCUGUGUGGGGGCCCGCCUUCAGCCAGACCCAGCAAGCCACAAUGGUGUGUCUGCCCAGCCGGGGAGUGCUGGCGCUGCUCGAGCACGCCAGCAGCACCCUGGAGGAGCUACACGCGUGGCCGGAUGUGAGUUGCCCGCGCUCACUGGAGUCACUGCCCAAGGCCGGGAAGCCCACGCCGCGACGGGGAGAUGACGAGGUGGUUUUCCCCAAGCUGGUGCGUGUCAAGGUGGCGGGGUGGUGGAUCACUGUCGCCAACAAACGGCGGUGGAAGCCAAUGUAAGUGAGGGAGGGGGGGGGGGGGGGAUGGUCGGGUUGGCUUACUUUGGUUGAUGGUUGGUUGUGAUGUCAGGUCGCUCGUCGACGUGCAUCUGCGUGACAUGUAUGGCGACAUGCCCGUCAGCCCUGCCUCUGCCCCGAUGUGUUCGGGCAACGGCGGCGAUGCGUGCACGGCAUGGCUGGCGGGCCCCGGGCCACACAGCCUGACCCUCGAGGCGGGGUGGGACGGCUGGGAGCUUAGCAAUAUCCAGAACAUGGUGAAGCCGUCCAUCAAGUGAGUGAGGGGACAACGAAUGUUUGUGUGGAUGAAUGACAGACCCCACCCUUGCCGGCUCCCUGUAUGUGUGCAGGCAGCUCCGUGGCGUCGAGUGGGAGGGGGGCUGGGAGACGAUCGCCGCGAGCGGGCUGCAGCUGGAGGAGUUCCACGCGACCGUCACAUUCAUCAACGAUCAUACGCUCGAGGUGCGUGCGGGAGAGGCGAACGGGAGGCUCAACUGGUGGUAUGAUGUAUGGGCUGUCUCUUCGUGUGUCUGCUGUCAGGAUUUGGACUCAUUUCGGACGGUGUGCAUCGCGCCCAACGGCACCAUCAACUUCACGUGCACCCCGUGCCACCCCUACUUCUGUAGCUUCGACAUCAUGCGAGCCUACCCCUCGUGCACAGCCCUCAUCAUCUCCCUCGCAGCUGCCGUCAAGACGGUCGUGUUUCCCUCUGGGCUAGCUCAGGGACAGGCAGUGCCGCCUGUUGUGCUGUAUGGCCUCCCUCAGCUGGUCUUCUCCCAGACCGAGACCCUGCACCUGAGCAGUGCAGGUCCUGGCUCUCGCCCUCUGCCUGACCUUCUGCUGUCGGGCCUGUCUGAUAGCCAUUUCCCUAGCGUGACCACUCUCGGCCUGGGGCAGGCAAAGGGGAUUAGGGAGGAGGCAGUGAGCAAGGCCACCGCUCUCAAGUCGCUGACAGAGGUGCGCUUCGAGAGAAAUGGUGCUGUGCUUGCGCCGUUUUUCUUCCCUCGCUGCCUCGGUGUGUGCAGCAAGUCAGGCCCCCUGCUGCACGUGAUAGCUGAGUAUGGCUCCAAGGUGUGUUUCAACACGGGCGUAUGGUCUCUGUGGGAGGGCGGGGCGGGGGCGGGGCUGGGAGCAGUAGCGAUGGGCGUCAGAGAGGCAUGGAGGGGCGUGUGCGAAAGAUAAGUGUAGUUGCGGGCUGUGGGGCGGGGCCGAGCGAGGAGGACGGGUCGGGGGUCUUGGCGGUGUGUCUACAGGCCAUUCGCAAGUGCCCCUUCCUCCACUCGAUUGCCUUCGGCCGCCAUGAGGACUCACUCCACCAGCUAGGAGGCUACACGCAGGCAGUUCAGAGCCAGCUGCUCUCGCGUGGGUUUGUGGCUCUGAAGAAGGAGUCGUUUGUGCCUGAGGAGUGGUUUGUGCCUGUUCUUGCCAGGCCCCACCCCGAGAUGUGUCGCGUGUUUGGCUGCCUCUUCCCCCUGCACCUGUAUGAGCACGUGAGUGACCUCUCUCCAUCUGCCGUUUACGCGCCUCGCGUGACGAUGGAUGACAGUGUGUCAGUGCCUGAGGUCGUUUUGGCUCGUGCCGGCCUCCACUUCCCCCGUUGCGUGUCGCGCCACCUGCACAAGGAAUGGGAGGGAGGCAUGAGAAAUCGCGUGGCACUCGAACUCCAUGAACUGUCUGAAUGAUUCUCAUGUAUGUACAGAUAUGGCUGCCUAGCUGGCUGGAUGUAAUCGACAGAUGGCUGCGUGAUCCUCGGUAUGGGG
Vitrella brassicaformis is the source of this 3063-nucleotide messenger RNA. NCBI's taxonomy places the organism in Eukaryota, Vitrellaceae. The record is from the annotation of a GenBank genome assembly.